AUGGCACAGCUGCUUGUACCACCAGGUCCAGACAGCUUCCGCCCCUUUAGUCGUGAGUACCUCAAAGUAAUCGAGGAACGUAUCACAGAGGAGAGCGCCAAGAAACCAAAGAAAGAGAAGAAAAAACGCAAUGAUGAGAAUGAGAUCAAGCCCAGCCGUGACCUGGAAGCGGGCAAAUCACUUCCUCUCCUGUAUGGGGACCCUCCUAAAGGCAUGGUGUCGACACCGCUGGAGGACCUGGAUCCAUACUACAUGAAUCAUAAAACUUUCAUAGUAUUAAACAGAGGAAAUUGUCUCUUCCGCUUCAACGCCGAUCCUGCCUUGUACCUCCUGAGCCCCUUCAACCUUAUUAGAAGAAUAUCAAUUUGGAUUUUGGUACAUUCGUUAUUUAAUAUCGUGAUCAUGUGCACUAUCCUCGCCAACUGUGUAUAUAUGACACAGAGCGAUCUGCCUGACUGGAUAAAGAAUGUAGAAUACAUAUUUACUGCAAUCUAUACACUUGAAUCCCUCAUAAAAAUCUUAGCCCGAGGGUUCUGUAUUGGGAAGUUCACGUUUCUAAGAGAUCCCUGGAACUGGCUGGAUUUUAGUGUCAUUGUGUUGGCGUAUAUAACAGAGUUUGUAGACCUAGGCAACUUUUCAGCUCUUCGCCUGAAAACCAUUGUUGGUGCAUUGUUCCAGUCAGUGAAGAAGCUCGCCAAUGUGAUGAUUCUCACCGUCUUCUGCUUGAGCGUCUUCGCCCUCGUAGGACUACAACUGUUUAUGGGCAAUUUAAAACACAAGUGUGUCCGGGACUAUAAUGUUACAGACGAUAAUGGGACCAAUAUGACUGAAACAGAGUAUGGCAAGGUCUCAGUGGCUGUAUACCUGCUAGAUAAGCGUGAGUAUUUCACUUUAAGUAAAGGAUAA
Molecule: messenger RNA, 906 nt
Organism: Notothenia coriiceps (black rockcod)
Lineage: Eukaryota; Metazoa; Chordata; Actinopteri; Perciformes; Nototheniidae
Product: sodium channel protein type 2 subunit alpha-like
Exons: 6
Coding region: 1-906 (301 amino acids)
Biological process (GO): sodium ion transmembrane transport; neuronal action potential; membrane depolarization during action potential
Cellular component (GO): plasma membrane; voltage-gated sodium channel complex
Molecular function (GO): voltage-gated sodium channel activity
Source: RefSeq, a predicted model, not a curated record